CGCAUGAGCUGCCGCCGAAGCCCGUUUUGGCUGUGGCGCCCGCGGUUAAGGAGACAAGCACGUUGGCAAGCUCGAUGGCUCGCCCUGAUAGGAGAACCAACGGCAAACCGCACUCUUCUAGUGAUGAUCAGCUUCCCCCCGACUGGGAGAUGAGAACACCCAGGGGUGGUGGAAGUAAUCCUUACUAUUACAACACCAAAACUCAAGAGUCAACUUGGGAUAGGCCGAGUGGCGGCCGGACAAGGGAGAAAGAGAGAGGUCGAAGCCCCACCAGGGAGAACGAGGCUUCGUCCCGCUCAGGAGGUGACCCCCAUAAGUCAUCUGAUUAUGCGAAGUCUCCUAUCACUAGUCGGCACUAUCGCCCUACAAGCAGCUCACCCAACAAAAGCGUGGACGAGCCUCACAGCAGGCGCGAAGAGCGCCCAGACGUGCCACCAUCACGCCCACGGUCGCCUCCGCCUCAUGAUGGGCACGACCGCAGGGACUUCCAGCGGCCUCCGCGCGACGUUCAAGACCGACCGCCCCGCCCGCGGAAGGACUCUGUUACGUCGCCCGAGCGAAAUCCCCGGAGGCCGCCUCCACGAGCUCGCUCUAGUGAGCGCCGUCCUCCUGAAGGUGACCGAACUUGGAUUCCUCGGGAUGCUGUUCCUCCCCAGGCAGUUCAGGUUGAAAGGGAAGAACAUGUGAUACCUGCUCGAAGGAAGCGUCACGAUAGUGACCCUCCUCGUCGUGAUCAUCCGAUGCCGCCACGUGAACCACCUGCCCGUCGCGGAACGGACUACGCCCCUCCUCCAAGGUUUAGAUCCCGGUCUCCGCCGCCUAUGCUCCAGCCCUCAGCAGCUUGGGCGAGUAGAGAAUCCUCGGUACAUGACGCGCCACCUUUAGCGCGCCAUCCGUCUGUUACCUUUGUACCCAGGCAAGGGACUAGAUUCGAUCGACCCGCAAGGUCACCUGUGCAAGACAGACAGUUGCGCACUCGACGUGACGAACCUGAUGCGUAUCCUCCGAUGGAUUCUGUUCCUCAAAGGAGGGGAAGGGAACCAGAUUUCCCCCCUCAACACCUUGAAGGAGAGGCCGAAGCUAAGCGAAGACGCACGGGUGAACGCGACGCUGAUCCAACACCGACUCGACGU
Molecule: messenger RNA, 1133 nt
Organism: Gloeophyllum trabeum ATCC 11539
Lineage: Eukaryota; Fungi; Basidiomycota; Agaricomycetes; Gloeophyllales; Gloeophyllaceae
Exons: 3
Molecular function (GO): protein binding
Source: RefSeq, a predicted model, not a curated record